This is a messenger RNA of Cheilinus undulatus (humphead wrasse), 588 nucleotides long. Its product is annotated as PI-actitoxin-Axm2a-like. NCBI's taxonomy places the organism in Eukaryota, Metazoa, Chordata, Actinopteri, Labriformes, Labridae. Gene Ontology annotation, molecular function: serine-type endopeptidase inhibitor activity. Bases 66 to 386 code for a protein of 106 amino acids. The transcript is spliced from 4 exons. The record is from RefSeq and is a predicted model, not a curated record.
GUGAGGUGAUGGUUUAACUUUCAGUCCAUUAACAUUUCAGACGACCACAGAGAACUACAGACAAGAUGAAAAAAGUGGUGAUUCUUUUUUCUGUGCUGAUUCUGGUCUGGACAUGGACCCUCCAGGUGCACAAUAUGGAGGCAGAUGAUAGUGAUGAUCAGAAGGAGAGUAAUGCUGCAGCUUCUGAAGCUCACUUCAACAAAUCUGAAGUUUGUGUGAUGGCUUCAGAAAAAGGUCCUUGUAAGGCGCACAUAGAACGUUUCUACUACAACUCCACCACCAAAACCUGUGACAUCUUUGUCUACGGAGGCUGCGCGGGCAACCUGAACAACUUUGAAAGUACAGAGGAGUGUAUGAAUAAUUGUCACACUGAAGAAGAGGACUGAAAUAAAACCAAUCUCUGACGACAACUGCUAUCUGAGCUCUUUUUGGGUGCAGAGCAAUUGUGGGUCUGAUUGUGAAAACCUGCUCCUCGAUGAGAAAACACAACUAAGAGAUAAAGCUUGAGGCAUUACAUUACAUUUUAUGUUUAAGCACUCAAAAAAUGUGGAGAAUGAGAUUACCAAUAAAUCAACUCACUGAUCUGAA